AUGGCAUAUUGGUCGAUAAGCCUUUCUGUACCCAAUCUACCACUUUUGCAACAACUUUGGGACAUCCGAGAUGGACAGUGCAAGCAGACCUUCCCAGGACAUGAGUCGGAUAUUAACGCUAUCACCUUCUUCCCAAGUGGUUAUGCCUUUGGAACUGGCAGUGAUGAUGCUACCUGUCGUCUUUUUGACAUUCGCGCAGAUCAGGAGGUUGGCAUGUUUAGCCACGACAACAUUAUCUGCGGCAUUACGAGCGUGGCGUUCAGCAAGAGUGGUCGUUUACUGCUCGGUGGUUACGAUGAUUUCAACUGCAAUGUGUGGGACACUUUAAAACAAGAUCGUGCUGGUGUUUUGGCCGGCCACGACAAUCGUGUCAGUUGUCUGGGCGUUACAGAGGACGGAAUGGCUGUGUGCACGGGUUCAUGGGACAGCUUUUUGCGAAUCUGGAACUAA
This is a messenger RNA of Dibothriocephalus latus, 450 nucleotides long. Lineage: Eukaryota; Metazoa; Platyhelminthes; Cestoda; Diphyllobothriidea; Diphyllobothriidae. The record is from the annotation of a GenBank genome assembly.